Molecule: messenger RNA, 513 nt
Organism: Andrographis paniculata
Lineage: Eukaryota; Viridiplantae; Streptophyta; Magnoliopsida; Lamiales; Acanthaceae
Exons: 2
Coding region: 49-321 (90 amino acids)
Source: RefSeq, a predicted model, not a curated record
GAAAGGGUCGGUCCAGUCGCUGGUAUUGCUGAAGUCGUCGGAGCAGAGAUGGGCGGAGGCGGCGAGCACCACCACAUAGAUGCAGCGCACGGCGGAGAUUACCGGCAGAAAGUGUGGAGUUUGACUGGAGGGCCGUACUGCCGCCCCAAGCACUGGAAGCGCAACACAGCUAUUGCUAUGGUUGGCAUCUUCGCGAUGUGUAUCCCUAUCGCGAUGAUAUCUGUCCAGCUCGAGCAACGCCCACAUCAUCCGGUUCGGCCUAUUCCUUCUCAGCUCUGGUGCAAGAAUUUCGGGCCGAAAGACUAUGAAUCUGCAGAAUAAAUUCAAUUUCUGGGAUUCUUUUUUUUUUUUCAUUGCUCAAGCUAGUCAUCAUGCAGUGUGUGUUUUUAUUCUGGAAAAAUAAGAAAUGACUGGACCAUUGAAUACAUGAUGGAUUUUUGUUUGUAAUGUAAUCAAAACUAGCCGUUGGUUGAUUUGAGGCUAGCACUAAUAUCAGCAACUUAUUGUGUUAUA